Molecule: messenger RNA, 3263 nt
Organism: Anopheles funestus (African malaria mosquito)
Lineage: Eukaryota; Metazoa; Arthropoda; Insecta; Diptera; Culicidae
Exons: 3
Coding region: 1170-3047 (625 amino acids)
Biological process (GO): heme biosynthetic process
Cellular component (GO): cytoplasm
Molecular function (GO): hydroxymethylbilane synthase activity
Source: RefSeq, a predicted model, not a curated record
GCAAUCUUGGUUGUCCCUUUUGCUCCCACCAGAGCUACCCUUUCUCCAGCACGAAAUAAUAUUUUGCCUUUUUUUUCCCUUAACUCGUUCCUUUCGUCCCUCGACGCAAAGGGUGUUUUGUGUGUUCCGCGUGGAAUGUGUAUGGGUUGAUUCGGCCACAGGCCACGCAGUUAUUCCUAGCCGAAUAGCUUGCCUUUCCGCUGCUCAGUCACAUUCAUUCAUGAGACCGAUCAUGGUGUGGUUCGCGAAUUGGGUGGCAAAACCUCGCAUUAUGUAAACACCAGGCACUCGGUAGAAAUACAUCGUACUGCUCUUCCCGUUUUCCAACGUGUGUUACCGUUUUGUAGUGCGUAAAAAGUGCGUUUUUGCAGCUGUAUAUAUGUGCAAUUGCUUCCCAUUUUGUGGCAAUUGAUAAGCUAUAAGUGCAAUCGGUGCUAGAAUUAUACAUCCCCUGGUGCUUACUAUCAUCAUCCGGCGGUCGAGCGAAUGAAGAAUCACUAUCUAACGGGAUAAGUGAAGCUGUCUUGGAACAGUGAAGGUUUCCCAGUGCGGUACAACGGUACCCUAUGUUAGUGAAGAAACGCAUCUCAAACCGGAUGGUUUCUGGGAUAGAGCAUCAGCUAGAACAACGCCCAACCGUACAGUCUUCCAAGACGUAGACGACGAACCCCAUCCGUGUGGAGAAACAGCGUGAACCAUCUACUUAAGGUUAAUUCAUUGCUUGCGUAAAAACGGGGAGGCUGUGCCACUGUGUGAGAGGUUGACCACGUUCAGCCACACUUUCACCGUCAGCGUCGUCGAGUUACAUCGAGCACAGCUCAUAUGAUCGUUAGCGAACUACUUUUACAAACGGAACGAAGUAGUAACAGCGACAAAAACGAAUUGCUCGUUCACGUUUCAACCAUUGCCCGGUGACCUAAGACUGCUCCAAUAUACAUGUGUGUGCCAUUACACAACCCUUAACCCCCCGGUGGUGGUGGUGCGUAAUACGUUCACUAGCGUAAGGAUAUGUACCUUUCGGCUUAAGUUUGGUCAAAGGUGAUUGGCAAACCGACUUAACGGUUAAAGAAUUAUUUAAAAUUGAACAUUUAAAAACAAAUUCAACCACUGCCUGUGAGAACACGUGUCCCACCCCCAAAACAAACCGUGCAAAAAGGAAGGAUCGCAACAUGAGUUCAACCGAUCAGGACCGUGCAAAUAAAACGAUUCGUGUUGGAUCGCGAAAAAGUGAGCUGGCUCUCACACAAACGAAGCAUGUAAUCUCUCUGCUCCAGAAGCUCAAUCCGGAUGUGGUGUAUGAAAUUCAUACGAUGACAACGGUUGGCGAUCGAGUGCUAAACAAAUCACUGCCAAAGAUCGGCGAAAAGUCGCUCUUCACGAAGGACCUCGAGGAUGCAUUGCGAACCGGCGGCGUGGACUUUGUGGUACACUCGCUGAAAGAUUUGCCCACCUCGUUACCGCUCGGUAUGGCGAUAGGGGCUGUGUUGGAGCGCGAAGAUCCACGGGAUGCACUCGUGCUGAACGAACGUCAUCGUGGCUGCACGCUGGCCACACUGCCCCGUGGUUCGAUCGUCGGUACAUCGUCCCUAAGACGAUCAGCUCAGCUUGCCCGCUUCUACACCCAUCUGUCCGUGUGCGAUAUUCGAGGGAACUUGAACACGCGGCUGGCAAAGCUCGAUGCCGAUACGUCCAAGUUUGCCGGCAUCAUACUCGCACAGGCUGGUCUCGUGCGGAUGGGCUGGAACAAGCGUAUCGAUCAGAUAAUUGAACCGCACGAAAUUUUGUACGCCGUAGGACAGGGUGCACUAGCCGUCGAGUGUCGAUCGAACGAUGAUUAUAUACUGGGGAUGCUGGGAAAGUUAUGUCAUCUGGAGACCCAGUGCAGGAUACUGACGGAACGAAGCUUCCUGAAGACACUCGGCGGAGGUUGUAGCGCACCGGUUGCUGUCCGUACGGAUCUGAAACGUCGCUGGAGAAGCGAUGAUGCGGAUGGGGAAAAGCAACAAUCGGGACGCAAGCGUGCCUCGCAGGACGGUGUGGAGGAAGAUGGCGAAACAUUCCAGCUGGUUGUCGAGGGUGCUGUCUGGAGUUUGGACGGGAAAACUGAAAUCCGCACUAAUGGCGAUUGUACACUCGAACUGGCCGAAAGUCGACCGGAUUGUGAGGGUAAAAAUGUUAUUCCGGGCGUGGAAGACGACGACGGUGAGCUGCAUCGUGCAAAAAAGCGUAGACCGACGAGCUUGCCCAGCACGGAGGUUGGAGAUCGUGUCAGUACGAUCGAGUCCGAUCAUCAGCAGCGUAAGAAGAGUCCGGAAAUUAUUCGUGAUAACGAAAUUUUGAUACCCGGUUGCUCUAAAGAUGGUGGUGCUCGUAUGGAUUUGACCAAGUUCAUCGACAUUCAUGGAGAACUGUUUAAGAAGUGUCCUUAUUCGUCGGAGCUAACGAAAAUGGCAACGGGAGCGAAGGGAUCGGAUCGCAAUGGUAAUGAGCUUAGGAAUGAAACGUUCGCUAAGGACAAAACGGGAAGCGAUGAUGCUAAAACUACUACGCCCGAAACGGAACAGCUAUGUCCUAGCGCACGCUUUCCCGUCGGACAGGAAGUGAUGGGAGACUGUCCGUUCGUUAGCACGGAAGAAAAGGUCGAUUUGGUGGGAAGCAUUUCCGUUGGUUUGGUGUGCCCGGUAACUGGUAACAAGCAGCAGGAACAUGACAAAAAUGGCGACUCUCAAAAUGGUGCUGGGAAUGGGAAGAAAGCGGAACAUGUCUUUACGGUGGCCCAACCGUUGGCCGACAAAUGUCCUUUCCUCGCUUCGGCCAAAGUGCUUGACUACAAUGAAAAUCUCGAUCAGCGUCAGAUUGUCGAACCGAAGCUAAAGGACGACAGUGAACAUCUGUUCUGCGGGAUGCACCGACAUUCGUACAUCCAGCGGGAAGUGUUCGAACGGUGCGAAAAGUUGGGUUACGAUCUGGCCCAUAAUCUGAUUGCGAAAGGAGCACUCGCGGUGAUGAAGUGCGCCCAGAACGAGAUCCACUCGAAGCUGACUUAAGGAUUGGUCGGGUUUUGCAGUUCCUGCGUUGCGUAAAGACAACCGCGUAGCAUAAUUAGUAAAAUGUUGAUUUUGUUUUGCUCUUCUUUAACACAUUUUGUGUUUUGUUAUCUAGCGUACUCGUUAAACAGAAUAGUACGAUGUCGCCCCAAGGGAUCAAUGUUUUGUGUAAACGACAUGAAAGAAACUUUUUGCAAUAUAAAUGUUAGACAACUA